AUGGGCGUCACCUCGGCGCUGGUCUUCGCGAACUUGGGGGCCGCCUAUGGCACCGCCAAGAGCGGCGUGGGCAUCGCCUCCAUGGGCGUCAUGCGGCCUGAUAUGAUCAUGAAGUCCAUCAUCCCAGUGGUCAUGGCAGGUGUUCUGGGCAUCUACGGGCUCAUCACAGCGGUCAUCAUCAAUGGCAAGAUGGACGCGGCCAACUACUCGGCCUACUCCGGGUAUGCCCACCUCGGCGCAGGCCUCACGGUGGGCAUGAGCUCCCUGGCCGCCGGCUUGGCCAUUGGCAUCGUGGGGGACGCCGGGGUCCGCGCCAACGCCCAACAGCCCCGCCUCUUCGUCGGCAUGAUCCUGAUUCUCAUCUUCGCUGAGGCUCUGGGCCUCUACGGGCUCAUCGUGGGCCUGGUGGUGGCGUCCACCGCCGAGGGCAAAGGCAAGGGUCUUUGCAAGCCCUAUGCCUGA
Messenger RNA from Effrenium voratum, 462 nucleotides. NCBI's taxonomy places the organism in Eukaryota, Dinophyceae, Suessiales, Symbiodiniaceae. The record is from the annotation of a GenBank genome assembly.